AUGCCAAUUUUGAGGGUGCGUCCUAGACCCCGCGUGUCACUGACAGGCGAUGAUGUCACAAGCCUCCGAGCUGUGGUGCGUCGCAACGUGAUAAAGACCGUCUGCCGCGUGGGACUCUGGUCACUUUUCACAGCUCUUGGAGCAUAUUGGUUCUUCCCAACGCUGCAGCGACUUUGGUGGGUGCUACUCACCGGAUCCACCGAGAUGGGGGCGUUGAGUGAUGUGACGCAGGGGUAUGUUGGAAACGUCCUUGCGCUGAUGAGCGUGCUGUUUUCCAUCCUAGCAGGGAACUCCUACACUUCGCUCUACAGUCAGAAUGAGGCGAUUUUCUGCGCCCUCUUCGCAGAAGUUUCAGAGGCAAAGGCUUUGAUGGAGCAGAUUGCUUUGGUGUGUUCAGGAAGGCCAUUCUAUCGGUCUGCACUGGAGAACAUCCGCCGCUAUGUAGAGUCUGACCUGCGCCGUUUGGAGCGGCCACCUUCCAUCCUUUGUGCUUGCAAGCCGCGUGACGAUCCCCUUGAAAGCAUCCUGUAUUUGACCAGCGUCGGCGUGCCGUCAGCAGUGUACGAGACUGUGCGAAGCCUUCGGCAGCGUCGGGGCGACCGUCUUGGGGCUGUGCAAAGGAAGCUGCCCCCGGUUCAGAUGGCUCUCCUUUAUGUUCUGGCAGGCUUGAAUCUUGUCAGCUUGCUGCUGUUGGCAUUGGGGAAAUCAACGGAUGCGGAGUACCGUCUUUGUCGCGCGCUGUUUGCAAUGAUGGCGGGCGGGUUAAUGAUGACUAUGAGAGUGAUUCACGAGCUGUGGACUCCUGCUGGGGGCGCCUACAAUGUUGACGGUGUGUUGAGAGUCAUGAUCCGCGGACUCGAGGAUGAAUUGGACCAGCGCUUGAAGGGAAAGACCUUCUCUGACACUCGCCUGCCGCCACCCCCGCCCAGUUUCCAACGCCCUACGACGGCAGAUGCCGCGACGACGGCAGCUCGAAGGUCGUAA
Messenger RNA from Symbiodinium pilosum, 984 nucleotides. The record is from the annotation of a GenBank genome assembly. NCBI's taxonomy places the organism in Eukaryota, Dinophyceae, Suessiales, Symbiodiniaceae.